Messenger RNA from Haliotis rubra (blacklip abalone), 1384 nucleotides. RefSeq names its product rab-like protein 3. Gene Ontology annotation, cellular component: endomembrane system. The coding region runs from base 177 to 854 and encodes 225 amino acids. Gene Ontology annotation, molecular function: GTPase activity; GTP binding. NCBI's taxonomy places the organism in Eukaryota, Metazoa, Mollusca, Gastropoda, Lepetellida, Haliotidae. The transcript has 9 exons. Gene Ontology annotation, biological process: intracellular protein transport. The record is from RefSeq and is a predicted model, not a curated record.
UUCAUGCUAUAACAUAUCGAAAUUGUGCCGUUUUAAUCAACCAAAGUGAUGUCAGUUUGAUACGGUGCCGAUUUAGGCUAUAGCACAAACUAUUUUACGAGACUUUCCGAAUGGUACAGCAAUAGCUCCUCGCACCGCGGGUACCAACCGAAGCCAGGAAACGGGAAGUAAGCAAGAUGGCAGCGAUAGACAAAGUUAAAGUUGUGGUAGUCGGCGAUUCCGGUGUGGGUAAAACAUCACUUGUCCAUUUGAUCUGUCACAAUGAACCACAAUCAAAUCCUGCUGCAACAAUUGGCUGCUCAGUGGAAGUGAAGCUUCAUGAAUACAGAGCAGGACUACCCAAUGAGAAAACAUACUUUGUUGAACUGUGGGACAUCGGGGGGUCAGCUAGUCAUCAGAACAGCCGCUCCAUCUUCUAUAACUCAGUAAACGGUAUUAUUCUAGUCCAUGACUUGACAAACAGGAAGUCCCAUCAGAAUAUCAGGAAGUGGCUGUCCGAGGUCCUCAACCGAGACUCCACACAGAAAGGCAACGGGUAUGAGUUUGACCCUGAGCAGUUUGCUGGGAACCAGAUCCCAAUACUGGUGGUAGGCAGCAAGGCCGACCUCGCCCAGAGUCUCCGCGAGGACACACGCACCUAUGAUAAAUACUCGUCUAUAGCCGAGGAAUGUGGAGCCGAUGAGCUGAACCUGGAUUGUAUGCAAGUAAAGUAUUUAGCCCCAGGCACAACAAAUGCAGUGAAGCUGACCAAAUUUUUUGAUAGGACGAUCGAGCGGCGUGCGGCAAUCAGGUCAGUGGUAACCGAGCAGCCUAUGACUUUGCUGAGUGAUAGAUUCUGUCUCAUUAACCAGUAACAGAGGUGGGCGAGGAGGACCUCGAGGUAAUUACCUGAGCGUUGUGGCCAUAUAAGUCCAAAUCAGGAUAGGAGACGGUUUUGGAAAAAUUCCCAUGUGGACUGAGAGCUAUGAUGGAAGUGUUAAAACUUGAUCAGUGUUUGGACCUGCAGACAGUCUGUGCAUGCAGGGGUGGUGAAGUCACCAUUGACCAGCAAACGCUGCUGACAAUUCUGCCACAGUGACAACAUUCCUCAUACCCUGUGUGACACUGAAUAGAAUAUGUGAUACAGCAGUCAGAGCCUAUGUCACCCAGGAUACUGUGUGAACCAGCCCCAUCAGCUGAGAUUUGGGAUCCUGCUCAAGACAGAGUUAUCCUCUGAUAUUCUCCAUCGGUCUGGGAACAACCAUUUACAAUCUUAAUCUGUUGGUGGAACAGCAGCAUUGCACAGUUAUUUCAAACUCUAACAUUUGAUUGAAGAUUGUUAUGCUUUAGUCAAAGUCAUCAUGAUGUAUAUAUUUGAACUAUAAAUAUUAUAUUGUACAGGAAA